AUGCCGGAGCCAACUGGAAGUGGGUCUGAACCAGGCUCGUCGACUUCACAGGUCACGAGCCAACUGGCCUACCUGGUGCCCCAAUUUGAUCCUGCCAAAGAUGAUCUGCUGAUUUACCAGCAGAAGGUGGAGUUGGUGACAGCAGCUUGGCCCAAGGACAAAUACGUGGAAUUGGUAACCAGGCUGAUCCUCAACUGCCAGGGUUCAGCGUUUCAGAAACUGCAGUUACACCAAGCAGAGCUUUUAGCCAAUGAUGAGUCCCCUGUCAAGAAAUUGAUAGCCCUCCUAGGCGGAAGCUGGGGACGGAUACCCUUGGAGAAACAGUUUGACGAAGCUGAACAAGCCCUUUACCACUGUCAACAGAAGAAUGAUGAGUCCAAUGAUUCGUACCUGGCCAGGUCAGAGAUUCUUUGGAGUCGUUUGCUUGCCAGGAAAAUCUCACUGGAAGAGCUUCAAGCAUUCAUAGUGCUUCGAGGCAGCUCACUGGCACCGGAGGACAAGAAGCGUGUGAUUCUGGAGUCCGAUCGAGACGGUGCUGGAAAGCUCACCAAUCAGAAGGUUUCUGAGGCCAUCAGAAUGCUUGGGGCCACAUUCUUCAUGGACAUGACAGGUCAGCGUAGGGGCAGAACAAAGGUUUACGACCAAACUGUUUUGACUGCUGAAGAUGUAAGUGAUUCUGCAGAAGGCUUGAUGGCCGCCGAUGACAUGACAGAGGAAGAUUUUGUGGACACCCUGAUCACUGAAGGUGAGGACGAAGAUGCCGCCAUGAUUGCAGACUUUGAGGCAGCAGCCUCUGAUGUCAUUCAGGAGGACCUGGAGAUGGCACAGGCGUACACCGCCUACAUGGAGGCCCGGAGAAGGUUGUCAGAAAAGUAUCGCAAUCGUGGGUUUUGGCCUACCAGCAAAGGGUCCACCUCUUUCACCAAGGGCAAGUUUUCAGGUGGUGGUGGCAAGUCUUUUGGAAAGGGAUCCAAGUUUGGCAAGGGUCGCAAAACUUUGCAAGAUCGGAUUCUUCAAAGCAAUUGCCGAGCGUGUGGACGCCGGGGUCACUGGAAAGCUGAAUGCCCCUACAAAGGGGGAACAACAUCUCAGUCUGGUAUGAGUGGCAACGGUGGAAGUACAGCUCCCACAACAACACUGGUGACGGACCCUUCAAGCUUAGGUGCUGACGACGCCUUGCCUCUGGAGUUUCUAGGAGGCACACCUUUCUUAGUGAGCAACACUCUGAUGAGAGCCUUGCAUGCCAGCAUCGAUUGUCACCGCCAGGCCAAGCCUCCGAACGUUUGUCUGUACAGCUCGCGGCUCAGAGUGAUUCGUGCGUUUUGCCCGGACCAGCCCGAUCGACCGUUCCUGAUGGCCAGCCUGUCACAACGCCUGUCACAGAUGCAGACCCAUGUGGCCAUCCAGGUGGAGGACCUCAGCCACCUGACACUGGAAGAACUGCACUCAGAAGCGAUCAGUUUUGGUCAGAAGCAUCGCGGCCAGAGCUUCCAGGAAACAUGGAAGGACCAAGAGUGGGUAUCCUGGAUGGUGAGCCACUAUGGUCACAGCACCAAGACAUCUCACCGUCGCUUCCUGCGAUAUGUCGAGUUGAAGCUGGAUCACCACGAAGCCCAGCAGCUGCCGAUCCCAGUUGUCCCACAAGACAGCCUGCCCAUGACUUCAUCCGGUGCCAAAGGAUUGGCCAAGUCGGCUGGCCCAAGCCCAGGGAUGAUUGCGGCAAAGGCCAAGAUCCGACCACAGCACCCAGGUUUAGUCCAUUUGCCGGAUAUGGAGGACGCCGGCUGGGCGUUGGAACCCGGGACAUACACCCAGGGGACUAUGAACCAGGAUCCCAACAUGGAGGCCAUGCAGCAACGUAUGCUGAACCUGGAAAAUGCGCUGACCAGAGGUGAACACAGUGCCAGCUCAGUUGAGCCGCCAGAGCCCUGUCGAAGAGGAGUCCGAUGUGGAGAGCCUUCAUCUGGGAUGAUCGAGGUGUUCUGCAGUCAACACUCACCACUGACGCACCAGAUGCAACAACUAGGACGAAGUGCCUAUCGCUUUGGCAGAUCGGAGGGAGACCUUGAGACAGUGAGCGGCCGUGCCAAGCUGUUUAGCGCAGUGGCCCGUCACCGACCCAAGCAUAUUUGGGUGAGCCCAGACUGUGGUCCCUGGUCAUCCUGGUCAAGCCUGAAUGCGUCUAGGUCUGAACUGAUCACACCAGAACCUCGAGAUGAAAACCUCUCCAAACGCAGAAGACUAGAUGGCAAACAACGGGUAGUUCCAGAUGUUGACAUCCUGCAGGGUAUCCUCAACUCCGUGGAACAAAUCCUUCCCCGCGUUGGCAAGUAUGAGGACCUGGAAGUGAGAAAUUCAGGGUCAGCGUCCAGUGCCGACAGAUCUGCAGCAGUUCCAGUAAGGUUGUCACCACAGUUGGAGCCCAAUGCCGACAGCAGUUCCCGGAAUUCAACUGAUGCCACUGAUGCCUCGAUGGAGCGAAGACAUCCAUCCGAGCUUGAAUCCCAGCCUGAAGUGCCCAAACAUGCCCAUGAGAUUCAGGCCAAACAACAAGACAGUCGUUUCAAGUCGUUACCCAAAUGGGAGCAGCAAGAGAUCAUGAACAUGCAUAAGAACCUGGGUCACCCUUCAAAUGACCGAUUGUCAAAAGCACUUCAAGUCGCAGGGUAUCGUGUAGAAGUAGUUCAGGUGGACUCUGCAACUGAGAUGAACUCUCAUGGCCUGACAUCGUUCAUGCAGCGAUAUGGCAUUAAGCAAUUGACCAUUCCACCUGAAGCUCACUGGCAACAGGGAAAGAUAGAACGCCAUGGAGGGUUCCUCCAAAGCAUGCUGACAAAAUUGGAUCUUGAACAUGCCAUCGAUGACUAUACCCAGCUUCAGACAGCACUGAACCAAUGCACUCAUGCGAAGAACUCCUUAAGCAUCCGUCAUGGUUAUGCCCCUGAAGUUAUAGUCUUUGGAAAACACUCAAGAUUAGCCGGGUCGAUACUAAGCGAUGAAUCCAGACCUUCCCAUGAGCUAGCCUUGCGUGAAGAUCAAGACAUUAGAGUUCAGGAGUUUAAGAGUUUGCUGCAAAUUCGAGAGAGUGCACGCCGUGCCUUCCACAGCGUUGACAAUAGCAAUGCCCUCCGCCGUGCCGUUCCAACACAACCAGAGAGCGAGACCUCCGAUGUUUCCCGGACCAACUCAGAAUCCAUACCACAACCAGAUCAUGAGCCCGAAAGUUCCCGACAGGUGACACCCCUGCCGCAAAGCACGAGCCCUGAAGAACAGCUUCAGGAAAAUGAUCAACUGAUCUGCGAAGACAUAGACUGGAUUUUUCAAACAACUGCAGACAAUGUCGAUGCAGCUUGGCGAUGCGAGUUUGAUGUCAGCCUUAACUCCCCAGAAGCUUUGCCCCAAAAUCAAGAAGAAGCUUGGACGUUAUUGGCAACCAGUGCCAAAAAGCAAAGGACUGAGGUCAGACUCUCAGAGCUUUCUGCCGCCGAGAAAGCUGAAUUCGACAGAGCCAAGGAAGCGGAAGUGCAGAACUGGAUUCAAACGGGCACGUUAAGCAAAGUCCUCCGAAAUCAAAUCCCUGAUGACCAGAUUUUAAGAUGUAGGUGGAUACUGACGUGGAAACCCAUAGAUCCAGUAGGUGAGUCACAAGAGAAUCCCAACGGUUCCAAAAGGUCAUCAGAUCAGUCCCAGCGUACUCACAAAGCCAAAGCACGCCUGGUUGUACUUGGUUACUUGGACCCUAAGAUUGAGGAGAUCCCUCGUGACAGUCCUACCCUUCACAGAACUUCCCGAAUGAUGCUGCUACAAACGAUAGCCAGUAAUGGCUGGUCGCUGGAAAGCUUUGACAUCCGUGCCGCUUUUCUCCAAGGGACCCCUCAAUCCGAUAGGAUAAUUGGGAUAGAACCUGUAAGUGAGAUUAGACAAGCCAUGAACAUGUCACCUUGGGAAGUAGGUAAACUCAACAAGGGAGCCUAUGGUUUAAUCGAUGCACCUUACCUAUGGUACUGUGCUCUGGUGAACGAACUGCAAAAGUUGGGAUUCGUGGCCACGCCUUUUGAUCCUUGCCUGUUUGUACUCAGCAUGCCCGCUGGAGAAUCCAAUGCGGGGGCACUUGCAGGAGUUUUAGGAGUUCAUGUGGAUGAUGGGAUGGGGGGUGGUAACCAGUACUAUCAAGAGAAAAUCAAACUACUGGAGAAGAAAUUUCCGUUUGGCUCUCACAAGACUCAAGCUUUCACGUUCACAGGCAUAGAGGUGAAUCAACGAGGAGACAAUAGUAUCCACUUGAGUCAAUCAUCCUAUGUCCGAAAGAUCAAACCCAUUGCAAUUGACAUCAACCGUAAAUCUCAAACCAAUAGUCCCAUUACCGAAGACGAAAAACUUGCACUCAGAGGACUGAUCGGUAGUCUACAAUACGCAUCCACCAACACCCGUCCAGACCUAGCCAGUAAACUUUCAUUUCUACAAUCAGCCAUAAACAAUGCAACGGUUGACACGUUACUUGAGGGGAACCGAUUGCUUCAUGAAGCCAAACAUCACCACGAUGUUGCCAUUAUCAUCUAG
Molecule: messenger RNA, 4560 nt
Organism: Cladocopium goreaui
Lineage: Eukaryota; Dinophyceae; Suessiales; Symbiodiniaceae
Source: the annotation of a GenBank genome assembly